This is a messenger RNA of Stegostoma tigrinum, 3489 nucleotides long. It is a transcript of the gene trappc4, whose product is annotated as trafficking protein particle complex subunit 4. Gene Ontology annotation, biological process: endoplasmic reticulum to Golgi vesicle-mediated transport. Gene Ontology annotation, cellular component: TRAPP complex. The transcript is spliced from 6 exons. Bases 2744 to 3310 code for a protein of 188 amino acids. The record is from RefSeq and is a predicted model, not a curated record. Lineage: Eukaryota; Metazoa; Chordata; Chondrichthyes; Orectolobiformes; Stegostomatidae.
AACUACUCGCCCCGCAACGAUGUAGAGAAAACCUUUAGCUACCCGCUCGAUUUAGUGCUCAAGGUGCACGACGAGCGCGUGGUGGUGUCGUUUGGUCAGAGAGAUGGCAUCAAAGAUGCUACCAGACCUACUCCAGCAAUUUCUGUUUUUGAUUGAUUGUUUAUAAUUUUGUGGUUUGUGGGUGUCACUAGUUAGGCCAGCAUUUCUUGCCCAUUGUUAAUUGCUCUGGAGAAGGCGGUAAUGAGCUGCUGCCUUGAAACAUUGCAGUUCUCGGGCUGUAGGUCACACAAAGUGCUGUUAAGCGGUUCCAGGAUUUUCGCCUAGCUGAAGAAUUAUUGAGUUCUGAGGAAGGGUCACCAGGCCCAAAACAUUAACUCUGUUUUCUCCUUCACAGCUGCUACCAGACCUGCUGAGCUUUUCCAGCAACUUUGUUUUUGUUGUUGUUGAAGAAUUAUUGAACUUGACCAACAGGAAAAGAAUGGGGAUAUAAUUCCAAGUCAGGAUAGUUUGUGGGUUGGAGGGAAUUUGCAGGAAAUGCCAUGUAUCUCCUCCUCGUGUCAUUUUAAAUUUCAUGGAUUUGGACGAUACUGUCAAAAAGGGCUUUAAGUUGCUGCGGUGCAUCUUCUGAUGGUACACACUACUGCCACUGUACAUUGGUGAUGGGGGAGGAGAGUGAGUGUUUAAGGUGACGGGGCUAAUUGAGUGAACGACAUUGUAUUCAAUAGUUCUGAGACUUUCAAGUAUUCCUGGAGUGCAACUGUAUUCAGUUAUAGCUCCUUACAUGUGAUAGUGGACAGGUUUUGCGAUAGUCGGAUGAGUUAUUUCCCACAGAAUUUUCAGCCUAUGGCCUACUCUUUUAGCUGCUUUUUCUUGUCCAUUCCAGUUGUUGAUUAGGGAUGAAUCCAGACUAUCAGUGUGUCAUCACGAUCAUGUUAGAUCCUGCCCUUACCCAAGAUACACCACAAACAUUUCCAACAUGCAUCUGAACAGUGAUUUAUUCUCCAUCAGAGGUGUUGAGAAACAAAAACAAGUUGCUACAAAAUUUCACUAGGUUGGGCAGCAUUUGUGGAGAGAAAUCAGAGUUAAUGUUUUGGAUCCAAUGACCCUUCUUCAGAACUGAUGGUAGCUCUGUAUGAAUAAAAGCGUCCCUUAGGUCCCUUUUAAAUCUGUCCCCUUUCACCUGAAGCCUGUGCUGUCUAGUUUUGGACUCCCCUGUGCCAGGGAAACUGUUGGUCUUUAUGCAGGAGAUGCGGUGGGUUACCUUGGGUGAAGGAGUAAACAAAUAGGUGGAGAUUCAGCCCAAAGAGAGGAAAACGUAAUAAUCAGCCUAGACGAAUGAAUAACUGCUAAUAUGGACUGUUAGUGGCUAACAAUGGUUGGUGUGUAAUAGUAAACCAUGUGAUAAUAAGAGGUUGGAGUAAGAGCGUGGGAGAAGGUGCCUAAACCCCUAAGAUUGUUGAACUUGGUAUUGAGUCCAGAAGAAUGUAGAGUUCCCGAGCAGAAAAUGAGGUGUUGUUCUUUCAGCCUGCGGUGAACUUCGCUGGUGCACUGCAGCAAGCUCAAGAUAGAAGUUGGCCAGAGAACUGGGUGGUGUGUAAGAGUGGCAGGCAACAGGAAGGCAGAGUCUUUUAUUUUGUUGCAGACAGAAUGUUAGUGUUCUGCAAAGUGGUCACCCAAUCAAUGCUUUGUUUCCCCAAGGGAGAUGAGACCACAUUGUGAGCAGCCAAUACAGUAGACUAGAUUAUGUGAAGUGCAGGUGAAGGCUACUUGACCUGGAAGUUGUAUUUGGUCCCUUGGAUACUGAGGAGGGAGGAAGUAAAUGGGCAGAUGUAACACCUUCUGCAGUUGCAGGGGAAGGUGCCUUGGGGCUGUAAGAGAUAUGUUUCUGGCAGAAAGGGUCCUUGCAGGAGGCUGACAAGGGAGGGAAUGUGUUUCUGAUGGUGGCAUCCAGGUGGAGGUUGCAGAAAUAGUGGCUAAUGAUUCUCUGGGUGUGGAUGCUGGUUGGAUGGUAGGUGAGAACAAGUGGGACCAUAUUGCUGUUGUGGGAGGGAACAGAGGGGAUGAGGGCUGAAGUGCAGGAGAUGGGUUAGACCUGGCUGAGGGCCCUAUCAACUACAGUGCUGAGGAAUCCUCAGUUGAAGAAGAAGGUGGUCAUUUUGUAGGCCCCUUUGUUGAAGUUGGCAUCAGUAGAACAGAUCGACGUAGGAACAGGGAGCAUGGAACAGGAAGCAGGGUUUGAGGAUAUAGUCAAGAUACCUGUGGAGUCACUUUGCUUCCAUUUUUGGGGCUAGUUUGGCCACAAUAUUCACUACAAACCAAUGUCGAGGAAGGGAACAGAGGUGACAGAGAUGGACCAGGUGAAGGCAAGGGCAGGGUAAAAGUUUGAAGCGAAAUUGAUAAAUGUUUCCAAUUCUGGAUGAGAGGGGAAGCAGCAAAAAUGAUGUCAUCGAUAUACCGGAGAAAGAGUUGUGGGUGGGGGCUGGAAUUGGACUGGGGGACGAAAAGGAAUGCUCCACAUACCCCACAAAGAGAGAGGUGUAACUGGGGCUCAUGCAGAUACCCAUGGCUACCCCUUUGACCUAAAGAAAGUGAGAGACGUUACAAGAAGUUGUUUGGAGUGAGGAUGAGCUUGGCCAGGUGGAGGAGAGUGGUGGUGGAUGGGGAUGGUUCAGGCCACUUUUUCAGGGAGACAUGGAGAGCCCUGAGACCGUCCUGAGGGAGGAUGAACAGGUGAAGGCAUUGCAUGUCCAUGGUAAAGAGGAGGCACAGGAGCCCGCAACCUGGAAAUUAUGAAGCUGACAUAAAACGCCAGAGGAAUCGUGGAUUCGGAUAUGCUGUGCUUUCAAUUAAUGGAUUUGAUGUAAAUGGAAGAUACAUGGCUGAUAACAGGGAUGUGCUGGAAUAUCUGAACACCUCUUUCAAUUACCCUUUGGCCAUUCGCUUCGGACGUCCUCGUCUGACAUCAAAUGAGAAAUUAAUGUUGGCCUCCAUGUUUCAUUCGCUGUUUGCAAUUGGGUCCCAGUUAUCACCAGAGCCUGGAAGUUCUGGGAUUGAAGUGCUGGAAACAGACACCUUCAAACUUCAUUGUUUCCAAACGCUGACAGGAAUUAAGUUCAUUGUGCUGGCAGACCCUCGACAAGCUGGAAUCGAUUCCCUCCUACGGAAGAUUUAUGAAAUUUAUUCAGACUUUGCUCUCAAAAAUCCAUUCUACUCUCUUGAGAUGCCAAUCAGGUGCGAUCUCUUUGAACAGAAUUUGAAAGUAGCUUUGGAGAUAGCAGAAAAGGCUGGAACCUUUGGAGCAGGAUCUUGAUCUCAUCGGGAGGGAGGCUGUCUAACAUUCCGAGUGAUUGAUAUGUAUAUAUUUUGUUAAUGUUCAAAGUUUUUGCAAAUAUAGAAACUUAUUGACCAGAGACUGACCUGUAAGGAAAGUGUAAUCUGGAUACGGACCUGGGAUGUGUAUAUAUGCGAAUAAACUUCAUGUUACCAACA